Messenger RNA from Acanthopagrus latus (yellowfin seabream), 1479 nucleotides. Its product is annotated as zinc finger protein 436-like. Lineage: Eukaryota; Metazoa; Chordata; Actinopteri; Spariformes; Sparidae. The record is from RefSeq and is a predicted model, not a curated record. Gene Ontology annotation, cellular component: nucleus. The transcript is spliced from 2 exons. Bases 104 to 1177 code for a protein of 357 amino acids.
CAGUAUCGUUCGUUAGGUCUGCAGGUUGCCGGGCCACUCCCUAAAUACAAACAGAGGGAGAGAGCAAGUAGCGCCAUUUUGCAUCCCUGUAGGGAGGAGGGGGAUGCAAAAUGGCUGUUUCUGGCACACAGCGGUCGUCAGGUCGUCAUACCUUCUAACUGCUCAAUGUCCUGCACGGACCGAAGGCAACAUGAUGUGGAAGCGGUGCUGUAGCCCAGUGGCUCCCAAAUGGUGUGCAGUGAGAGCCUCCCUUCAGCUCAGUGUGCAGGAAGACGACACUGCCCCCGAGCAGGAUCACAGUGAGAAGAGGUCUGACGUGUGUGAUGAUGACCAGGAGCACCUGCACAUUAAAGAGGAAGAGGAGGAGGAGCUGUGGACCUCUCAGACAGGUGAACAGCAGGAGGAGGCUGAUACUAAAGACUCUAUGUUCAAUAUCAUUUAUGUGCAAAGGAGAGAUGAAGAUGGAAGUCAGCUCCAUCAUCCAAACCGAGAGGGGGAAAGUUUGCCCGGCUGCUCAUCUGAAGACUUGAAAUCAGAGCCUCAUGAAGAAGAUGCAUCGGAGCCGACCAGCGACUGUCAGAUGAGUGAAGGCAGUGAUGACGAAUGGAGAGACGGCGGAGGAUUUCAGAAACCACAGCAAGCCGGUGAGACAGCGGACAGGCCGUACACCUGCAGCGUUUGCAACAAGAACUUCAGGAUUAAAUCCAUCCUGACUCGCCACAUGAAGACGCACACGGGAGAGAAACCUUACAGCUGCAGCGUCUGUGGAAAGAGCUUCAUCCAGCGCUCCUAUCUGCAGACUCACAUGAAUUCUCACUCCGGGCAGAAGCCGUACACAUGUAGCUUCUGUGGCAGGGGGUUCACGCAGGUUGGAAACAUGAACGCGCACAUUCGAAUCCACACGGGAGAGAAACCUCACAGCUGUGGCGACUGUGGUAAAAGCUUUAGAGAGAAAGCAGAUCUCAUCAAGCACACAAUCAUUCACACUGGCGAGAAGCCCUACGUCUGCUCUGUAUGUAGUAUGAAAUUCAGCGCUCAGUCUAAUCUGACGCGCCACAUGAAGACUCAUUCAGGGGAGAGGCCGUACAGCUGCUCUGCUUGCGGGAAAAGAUUCAUUCGGCGCUCCCAUUUAAUCAUUCAUUCAAAGACUCACGCAGGAGAGAAUCUCAAGACCUGAGACAAAAUUAUAUUGCAUCGAGGAUUUUAUUUGAUCAUUUCUGAGAUGAAGUGAACAAUGACUGUCAUCAGAGGAAUGAAGUGUGUAAACUUUUUCCCACUUUAGAAAUUAACCAAACAUUGUACAACUUUUUUCUCUAUAUGUUUUUGCUAUAUGGUUUAGUACUGUAGAUUUAAGUGCUCAACAAUUUGUAACACUGUGAUUUUCUUUGUGUAGAGUGCAGUUGUCAAAUGUGAUUUCUGUCUAACUUUUUAAACAAGGUCCUGUAAAGAAAUUAAAUGAGGAUGCAUUUUUACCAUUUA